This is a messenger RNA of Durotheca rogersii, 4938 nucleotides long. RefSeq names its product SNF2 family N-terminal domain-containing protein. Gene Ontology annotation, molecular function: ATP-dependent chromatin remodeler activity; ubiquitin protein ligase activity; ATP binding. The coding region runs from base 184 to 4584 and encodes 1466 amino acids. Gene Ontology annotation, biological process: protein polyubiquitination; DNA damage response. The record is from RefSeq and is a predicted model, not a curated record. NCBI's taxonomy places the organism in Eukaryota, Fungi, Ascomycota, Sordariomycetes, Xylariales, Xylariaceae. Gene Ontology annotation, cellular component: nucleus. The transcript is spliced from 3 exons.
GCAUUCCCCUCCCGUAUCCCUUCGUGCAUCCUGUUUCCAACACCUUUUUCUUCUAUCGCCGCUGCAAGUCAUCUCCCGUCCAUCCGAUCGAUCGUCCGACGUCCACGGACACUCAAGAACGGUGCCUACCCACGGCUCCCCAAGCUACGGCAUCGCUUAUAGUUUGGUGUAUCCGCCAUCACCAUGGGCCGUCCCGGUGCCACGAAGGUCUCACGUCCAAAAGGACCUAUCCAAGCCAGGCAGGUCCAGUCAAAAGACCCCUUCCCUCAAGACUUCCUCGGCUUUCUGCAUGCCCUCCCAUCCGACCCCCCACGCCACGACGAGGCCGACCAUCCCGUCGAACCGCCGAAGAAGCGGGCCCGGGUGGAAAGCAUCAGGCCGAUUCCCGUCGCACGAGAGUCCAUCACGGUGAAGCGGCCGGCCCAGUCUGGAAUACUGCUUACGGCACCGACGUUGCGCAAGAACGUCAACCGCCACAUGAAGCUCCGAUACGAUGAGGCAUCGCACACGCUGGCCGUCUCUUCGAAUAGCCGGUUGCCCUGUGGCGCCUUCAGGUCCAAUUUGGCCCUAGGCAGCCCCAGACUCGCAGAGAGCACACUAGUCGUGCUUGCUGUGCUAAACCGAAGUCGCGAUGCGGAUGACGAGGAGGGCUCGCUGUGGGUGAACGUCACCAUCAGUCUAGAGAAUAAGGACAAGAAGGAUCAGAUGCAAUUCACCUUCGAAUUGAAUUGGAACCCCUCAGUAUAUUCCUUGCGACGCCCACCCCAGCGAGCCCUCAGCAAGCAGGUCUUGGACACCUUCUUCGAGAGCGAAAAGCAGGGACUUGACGAGUUCGGGACAGAGUUGUCACCCCGGGCCUUCUACGACGCUUCAUUCGCCCCACCGCAGGAUCACACUGGUUUCUCCUCUCUCUCGGUUCCCAAGUUGACCUCGAGACUGUAUCCCUUCCAAAUCAGAGCCCUACAAUGGCUCUUGAAAAGGGAGGGGGUCCAGUGGAAAGACCGAUGCGCAGAUGGAACCCCCGGUCUAGAGCCAUUUUCCCCGCCGCUCGCUGAUCAACUCCCCUUGUCUUUCAGCGCCGGCAAGGACGCCGACGGAAGUCCCGUUUACGUCAGCGACCUCUAUCAUGCUGUCACUAGAGAUCCGAGCCCGUUUUCCAAGGCCGAGAGCGCUCUCAGAGGCGGAAUCCUUGCCGAGGAAAUGGGCUUGGGCAAGACGGUCGAGACAAUUUCUCUUAUCUGCACGCAUAAGCGUAGAAGCCUAUCGAGGUCGGACGAUGACAUCGUCGCCUCGGGGCUGCGUCCUAGCGGCGCAACCUUGAUCGUCACCCCGGCCACGCUACAGGAUCAGUGGGCUUCUGAGCUCUGCAAGCAUGCGCCGCACCUCAAGGCGAUGGUGUACGAUGGUCUAAGGGGCUUCGUCGGAGAGGAGGACGAGCUAGUGUCUGUGAUCGCAGGGCACGACGUCGUACUCACGACUUACAACAUUCUUCAGGCCGAAAUCCACUUCGCAGAGGAACCGCCUAGCCGCUCCAUGCGCCACGAGAGAAAGUACCGGCGCCCCAAAUCCCCCUUGGUCCAGAUAUCUUGGUGGAGGGUGUGUCUGGAUGAGGCACAGCAGAUCGAGAGCGGUGUAAGUGGCGCCGCGAAACUUGCGAGAUUGAUCCCUCGCAUCAACGCUUGGGGCAUCACGGGAACGCCAGUUAAGGAAAACAUCAAGGAUCUCUGGGGGUUGUUGCUAUUUCUCCAGCACGAGCCAUUCGCUUCUUCCCCGGCCGCAUGGGAAGGGUUGAUGACCUCUCAUCAGCACUUAUUCGAGCCUCUUUUCAAUCGCGUCUCUCUCCGCCAUACGAAGCGCGCCGUUCGGGACGAGUUGGCGCUGCCGCCGCAGAAACGAUACAUCAUAACCGUCCCCUUCAAGGCAAUUGAGGAGCAAAAUUACCAGGAGCGGUUUACUGCCCUGGCAAGGCGUUGUGGUCUGGAUGGGUCCGGCGUGCCCCUGGAUGACCAAUGGGACCCGGAGAGCCCAUAUAGGAUAGAUCAGAUGAAAGACGCCCUCGCCGAGCUCAGGCAGACGAUUCUGCACCCCUCGCUGGGAGUUGGCUUAGCCCUUCGUGCAGUAGAGCAGAAGAACAAGCCGCUGCGAACAAUCGAGGAGGUGUUGGAUGUCAUGAUUGAGCAGUCCGAUUCAUCGAUCAGGGCUGACCAACGCAAUUAUCUAGCCAAGAAGCUAGAAAGGGGCCAGAUAUUGGAAGCCCAGUCCAAAGUCGAGGAGGCCAUUGCGCUUUGGCAAGAGGUUUUAGACGAGGCCCGGCCAAUCGAAGAGGAAUGCCGCAAGCAAUUGGAAACGGAGUUGGCGAGGGCUCAGCAGGCAGACCCGGACGAGGAGCCGGACGAUACCGAGGGCAACAGCUCUCUGAAUGACGAAGAAGCCGAGGGAGAAAAUGCCCCCAAGCGAGUCAGCGAAUGCCGGCGCAAACUUCGAUCGAUACUCGAUAUUCGGCACAGGGCGGUUUUCUUCAUUGCCAGCGGCUAUUACCAGUUGAAGUCUGAUGAAGACAAGGUCGACCCCGAAUCGGAAGAGUUCAAGACGCUGGAACAGAAGGAGGUCAGCGGGUACGAGAUGGCAAGGACCAUCCGUAACGAGAUUUUACACGAGGCGCGCAAGAAGGCUAGUUCUUAUAUAUCCAGGAUCCGGGAGAAGGCGGAAGCACAGUCGUUUGUCGAGAUUCCGGAAAUGGAAUGCCCUCCGCUCCACGGCCUGGAAAGCAGGCUAGUUCUAGCCGACUUGGAGCUUCUCAGCGAGGCUCUCGACGGACAAGCAAAUCUUAUUGACGAGUGGCGGGAAGAAAUCAUCCAAAUGUUGGCCAAGCCACUUGUGGACGAGGACGAGGAGCAUGAGAUCACGGGCGACGAGUACGAGGAUUCGACGAAGAUUCAGGACGAGCUCAUGGUAUAUACCUUAGCUAUGAGAGCGGCCAUCGCCGACCGACAGGAUGCGAUCUCUGGCUUGGAAAACGAGAGGAUCAGGUAUGACACCCGUUUUGCGGAGAGACAAGCACAGAACGGGGAGGGACAUGCUCCUGCGAAGGUCCUUGCCUUGCUCCAACAACGCCAGCAAGCCAAGCCGUCAGGCCAUGGGACCUCUUUCCGAGGCAUCAUAACCGACCUCCGGGAGUUAGCAACGAAGCUGCGCUACGAUGUCAACAACGGGAGCAGCCGUGCCAGGGUUGAGCUGGAGAUUGUCGAACAGCAGCUACGGCUGCUACAAGGGCAGAGCAGUGCGCAGAACAAGGCCUCCCUAUCUCUAGAACGAGAGCUGGACGGCUUCGUCGCAGCCUUGAACGCUCGCGUCGAAUUCUACAGACAAUUGCAGGCCGUCUCUGACACAGUCGCCCCUCUCGGCGCAGAACGUCAAAAGAACCUCGACUCGACCGCAGAGAUGGAGCGGAAUGAGCGGGUCUUGCAGCACCGGAUCGCCCUCGCGCUAUCGAAGCACCGCUACUUGGUCCACCUCAAAGAAGCCGGUCAAGACUCGGACGAAGUUUGCGUCAUCUGCCAGUCGUCCUUCACGAUAGGAAUCCUCACCGUCUGCGGCCACCAGUUCUGCAAGGAGUGCCUCGUAGCUUGGUUUAAGGCCAGCCGUAGCUGUCCCGUUUGCAAAAAGCAACUCACGUCGGCGAUGCUACACGAUAUAACGCUGAAGAAACAGGAUCUGAAGGUCCACCAAGAGCAUCCCCGCACCUCCGGGGAUGUGAACUCGGGCACCAAAGCAAGGAAUUUCGGUAUCUAUUCCCAGUUCAGCAGCGAGAAGCUCGAGACCAUCAAGGGGAUCGACCUCCACGGACGGUCCUAUGGUACCAAGGUGGAUACUCUCAUUAGACACCUGCUGUGGUUGCGCAUAGAGGACCCGGGUGCCAAGUCGGUCGUCUUCUCGCAGUUCGGUCGGUUCUUAGAUGUCCUCAGCCCAAUCCUGCAGCAAUACGGUAUCGGGUUCACUUCUUUCAGGAUGAAGAACGGCAUCAAGCGGUUUAAGGAAGACCCAGGCAUCGAAUGCUUCCUCAUGGAUGCCAGGGCCCACGCCAGCGGUCUCAAUCUGGUGAAUGCCAGCCACGUGCUGCUGUGCGAGCCUCUCUUGAACACGGCGCUGGAGCUCCAGGCCAUCGCUCGAGUGGAUCGGAUCGGCCAAGAGCACGAGACGACAGUGUGGCUCUACCUGACGGAGGGCACGGUGGAGGAGUCCAUCUACGACCUAUCGAUCCAGCGCCGCCUCGAGCAUCUAGGCAAGAACACCAAGGGCAAGUCUAAGGAGUCUACGCCCGAGGUCUCGGACUUGAACCUCGAGGUAGCGAACUCUCUGGAGCUAGAGCAGGCGCCCCUGUCUAGACUCAUGAACAAGAACCAGAGGCUCGGGGAGGCCGUUGACAAGAACGACCUCUGGCAGUGCCUGUUCGGGAACGCCAGCAAGGCGAGCACGUCGACGGAUGAGCGGCUCAACGACCCCGCCGUCAUCGGCUUCCUCGCUAGCGAGGCGGUGGAAGCGAGGCGGCUGGGCCAGGCCAGAGGUGAGGGUGCAGCGCUGUGACAUUGCUGCGGGUAUCUCUCUCUAUCACGACUACGGUCUACGGAACGUGGGGGCGAAACCACAGGACCUAGCUGUUUCCUCUCAGCAGGCUCCUGACAGCGUAACUAGUUGAUUUUCAGACUGACGCUAUGCAUACCGACGCUGUGCAUACGUCCACCUGCAAGCCCGGAUCGGGGAACACCCGGAGCGAUACGAGCUGUGGCGCGGGGCGAUGGCAGGGGUGCAUCUCGUCCUAUACUGUCCUAUCUUCCGCACUGCUCACCUAUCCUGCACUAUACUCCUGCUAUACUGAUUUUGAUACCCAUGCUUGCGACUGCCGCUUUAACGGGAACAAAAUAGACGGAGAUACGAAGC